AUGGAGUGUGCUAUUGCCCAUUUAUCUGACCUGUCAUGUGAUUUCCAUGACAGUAAACUCCUCAAUGACUGCACAUUCCACACCUCACUCCUGGCCUGUGCUUUGGAGGUCAUAAUGGCAACCUAUGGUGGUGAGUCUCUCCAGUACCCACAUUCACUCACUGCUAAUGGAUGCAGUCAUCUGGAUGAACCUCAUAUAGAUCAUUCUACCGACCUUUAAUAGCUAUGUACUAACUUCUCAUAGAACAUUUCUAGUAAUAUUGAUAGAAUUAGAAAAAAACAUACAUGUUACAAUGUACAGUAUGUCGUUCCCUUUAAUAACAUUUAUAAACCAGAUCAUAAUCAAUAGAACCCAGAUGCGCUAUGAGUCAUGAUUUCACUAUCUGUUGUCCAAUCAGGGAGCUCCUUCAAGAACAGUGGCUACAGCAACGGUGGUAGUGUCCCCGUGGAGAUGGACCUGUGCUUCCCGUGGAUCCUGGAUGUGUUUCAGCUGACAGCGUUUGACUUCUACAAGGUGAUCGAGCGCUUCAUCAAGGCUGAGCCCAGCCUGAGCAAAGACAUCGUCAAGCACCUGGAGCGCUGCGAACACCUCAUCAUGGAGACCAUUGUCUGGAGAGGG
This is a messenger RNA of Coregonus sp. 'balchen', 618 nucleotides long. Lineage: Eukaryota; Metazoa; Chordata; Actinopteri; Salmoniformes; Salmonidae. The record is from the annotation of a GenBank genome assembly.